AUGCAGGAGUGCGUGGCAAAGCUGGACGGAUUCCGGGGCCAUGAGGAGCGCCUGGUGUAUGACUUGAAGCAAUGGCUUUUGGUACAAAAGCAAGUCGAGGCGGAGUGGGAGGCUGCAAAGCUCAGCCGCAGCAAGGUCGAGGAAGAGUUGGCUCGAGAAGAAAAAGAGGUAGAGCAGCUUGGCAAGGAGGUCGACCAGGCUGAGGCUCAACAUUUGGAAGCGCUGGAGACAAAAUUGCUGCCUCUCCGCGAAAGCUGCUCGCAGCUUGUUGAUCGUGAAUUGCAACUGGUCGUCCAGGAGCAAUUGGAUCGCCACUGUGCCUCUUCACUUCAACAGGCCAAGGCUCUGCCAAGGAGGCAAUCUUCCCCCAUGCGGCCCAUCGGUGUGCUAGAUUCCCGCCACCUACCUGCUGGACAGGAGGCUGCGCCUAAACCACUGCCUAUAGUGGUUGGCACAAUGAGACGCUGA
This is a messenger RNA of Durusdinium trenchii, 468 nucleotides long. The record is from the annotation of a GenBank genome assembly. Lineage: Eukaryota; Dinophyceae; Suessiales; Symbiodiniaceae.